AUGGGUGAAAUAGAGAAGCAGGUGGAAAUCAAGGAAAAGAAGAUGCGCAAUGUUAUGCGCGAUCUUAAGAUCCAGAAGCUUUGCCUCAACAUCUGCGUCGGAGAAUCUGGAGAUAGAUUGACUCGUGCUGCUAAGGUUUUGGAGCAGCUCACCGGCCAAACUCCGGUUUUCUCGAAGGCCCGUUACACCGUCCGUACCUUCGGAAUCCGCAGAAACGAGAAGAUCGCCGUUCACUGCACUGUUCGUGGACCAAAGGCCGAAGAGAUCCUCGAGAAGGGUCUUAAGGUCAAGGAAUACGAAUUGUACAAAGAAAAUUUCUCCGACUCGGGAAAUUUUGGAUUCGGAAUCCAAGAGCACAUCGACUUGGGAAUCAAGUACGAUCCAUCAAUUGGAAUUUACGGAAUGGACUUUUACGUUGUCCUCGAUCGCAGCGGUAGACGUGUCGCAAAAAGAAGACGAGCUCCAGGACGUGUCGGACCAUCGCACAGAGUUGGACGUGAAGAGUCCGUCAAAUGGUUCCAGCAGAAGUACGACGGAAUCAUUCUUCCACCAAAGCCAAAGGUCAAGCGCACCUUCCACCGUCGCCGUUAA
Caenorhabditis bovis is the source of this 591-nucleotide messenger RNA. Lineage: Eukaryota; Metazoa; Nematoda; Chromadorea; Rhabditida; Rhabditidae. The record is from the annotation of a GenBank genome assembly.